Molecule: messenger RNA, 2969 nt
Organism: Lepisosteus oculatus (spotted gar)
Lineage: Eukaryota; Metazoa; Chordata; Actinopteri; Semionotiformes; Lepisosteidae
Product: UNC93-like protein MFSD11
Source: RefSeq, a predicted model, not a curated record
CUUGUCCAGGUGGCGCAGAUUGUUGUCAGAAUACGGCAGUAAAACUACGCUGGCGUAUCCACAUGAAGGAACGAUGACAAGCAGAUCCGAGGACGGAUCUUUUCUGCAUUAAAAAUACUGUUAUUUAAUUUAAAUUGAAGAUUAAUCUUGCUUUUAACAUAUUUUUAAACUUCCACUAUGGCAGACUUCAGGACCUUUAAUGUUGUCAUUCUUGGAAUAGGAUUUCUGCUGAUAUUUACUGCUUUUACGACUUGUGGAAACAUUGAACAAACAGUUAUUAAGAGUUUGGCCAACACUACGUUUGAGGGCAGUGGUUACAACAGUUUUGCUAUUAUCUACGGAGUUUUUGCAGCUUCUAAUUUUAUAGCUCCCUCGGUCAUUGCAGUAAUUGGACCUAAACUGACGAUGAUGCUUAGUGGACUAUUGUACAGUGGGUAUAUUGCUGCAUUCAUCCUUCCUGCAACAUGGUCUUUUUACUUGACUUCGUUUCUCAUCGGUGUGGCUGCAGCUAUGUUGUGGACAGCUCAGGGAAAUUUCCUGGUAUUGAACUCUGAUGCCUCCACUAUCAACAAGAAUACUGGGCUAUUUUGGGCUCUCCUGCAGUGCAGUAUGCUGUUCGGCAAUCUAUAUAUUUAUUUCGAUUGGAAUGGAAAAAUUACAGUAACAGAUAAAGACAGAAUGACUGUGUUUGUUGUUCUGUUGGUCCUUUCUUUGCUGGGAACACUGAGCUUUAUUGUUCUGAGAAAGAACUGUGAUCCAGAUGAAGCCCCAAAUGAAGAAAAUGAUUCCUUGCUUCCAGCAAGCAUGAUUUACAAGCAAAGAGCACUUUCUGCUGUUAGAGAGGCCACAACAGAGUUCAGAACAAUGAUAAACAUGUUUGGCACUAAGACCAUAUUUCUUCUAAGUUUCUGUAUGGCUUACAGUGGCCUGGAACUGACAUUUUAUAGUGGCGUGUAUGGGACCUGCAUAGGAGCAACAGCACAAUUUGGAACUUCAGCCAAAGGCCUAAUAGGGCUCUCUGGAAUAUUGGUGGGAAUCGGAGAGAUUGUCGGUGGUGGCUUAUUUGGGCUUUUGUGUAAGAACAGCCGGUUCAGACGUACCUCUGUUGUUUUCCUGGGAAUGAUGGUGCAUUUUAUCUCAUUUUAUUUAAUUUUCCUUAACAUCCCUGAUGAUGCCCCAAUUGUCUUUGAAUCUGUCACUGUGCUUGAACCCUACCUCACCCCCAGUGUGCCUGUUACCUUGAUGUGCAGUUUUUUACUUGGGCUUGGAGAUAGCUGUUUCAAUACCCAGAUAUACAGCCUCCUGGGGUGUUUGUAUGCUGAGCAAAGCUCUCCUGCAUUUGCCAUCUUCAAAUUCAUACAGUCUGUAUGUGCAGCAGUAGCGUUUUUCUACAGCAACUACCUACUGCUCUCCUGGCAGCUUCUCUUGAUGGUCAUCUUGGGCUUUGCUGGAACACUGUGCUUCUUCUUGGUGGAGAAGACACAGGGUAUGUCUGCAGAUUUACAGGAGUAUUAAUUUAAGGAGUGGAAUCAUGUACAUGAAGGGUGGACCAUUUUUUAAUAGUAAGCUCUAUGUAAAAUGUAACUUGUCCUUUUUUAUUAUUCAGUGUACUACAGCUAAUAAAGGUAAACUAAUUUAGAUCUUAAUUUCUAGGACAUAAUUUUUCACAUGGUAUAAUCAUGUUUAAUGAACAUCAAGUGCUUUUCAGUGAUAAUAAAGUAUCUACAGUAUUUGUAUUUCUAAGUGUGAUAAUCCAGAAAAGGCAAUCAUGUUUACAAAUCAAUGCAUAAUUCUGGAAUAGCCUGAUGAAAUGCCAUUAUUAUUCUUCAACGUUACACUACAAUGAUAUCUGGAAAUAACAAUCAUGAUACAAGAACUUUUAAGAAGCUAUUACAAUAUGUUGAAAUGUCUCAUUUGAGUGCUGUGUAUGUGGAUUUUAUUUCCUAGAAUGUAAUUAAAUGUCUACAGUCAUUCUCAUUAUGUGCUAUGAAUACCUAGUCAUCUUUUUAAUGUCUCCUGACUACCAUGACAAUGGUCUUAAGUUUUGAUCAGUAUGAAUAUACUUGGCAAAAUAGUUGUUGAUUAUAUAUCUAACAAUUAGUAGCACAGUGCCAUUUUCUGCCUUACAAUUCUUGGUUCCUGGGUUUCAGUUUGAGCUCUGGGGCUUCUGGCUAUUAUAAAUAGUAUAUGCAAGUUUUCACCUGAUGCUACUAGAAGUCACUUGUGUGGAAUACCGUUGGCUCCAUGAACACCAUGACUAUGCUGUAACUUUUACUGGUGCUCUCUGCAAGUGAUACAUGUUCCCCUGCAUAUUCUGUGAAGUUCUAACAGUUGUGCAUGUGAUUACCCAUGAAUUACCCAUGCUGCUGAUGAGGAUCCGAGUGAUCCUCUCAGUUUCAUGGUCCCUUGACCGAUUUGCACCAUCUGAAUUCAGUGGUUGUGAAAAUUCGAGACAAAGUCCAUGGAGCUCCCAGUGUUCCUAGAAAAAACAUGUUAUCGAAGAACUGUCUGGCUGUCACCAGGCAAACACUGAAGUGACAACUGAUUUAUUGAUCUUUAAAGUUUUAUACACAAUAUUUAUUAAUGAUAGUAGUUUUCUGUAAUUCUGGUACACCCAGGAAAUUUGAAUUGUUUAAUUUUAUAUUGGAGAGAUGGAAAAUGUUUUCAUAAACCAAUAUAAAAAAGUUUGGAAAAACACUAAGGUGUAAUCACACUAAUUUUUUAUAGAAAAACAAUAUAAUGAUGGAUAUUUAUUACAUUUUUUAACAACCCAUUUACUACAUGCUUACUUUUGAAACUGAAUAUUUUUUAUUAAUAUAUUUAGCUCAGAUGUGAUAACAUUAUACAAAGUGGACAUAAACCGUUUUGACUGUCAUUCAGAAUUGUCAAACGUGCAAGAGUGGAAAGUCCAUAUUUCCAUUUAACAUUUCCUUUUGUACAUUUUGUAAAAUAAAAAAUACAUUCCUGUG